AGAGGGACCCUUAACCCGCUGUUCCCCGGACCGAAGUGUGUGUGGACGCCGGCGGGCUGGCGCUUUUCAGGAUUUUGGGGGGCACGGUUGGCACUCCGAUGCGUACGAGCCCCCUCCUCGUACCAUCAUCGAGGUUCAGCAACCCAUGCCGUCCCCUCCUAUUAUUAUUAUCGAUCUUUCCCGCUGCCGGGCCGCUGCCGAUCUUUCAGGGGGGGCGGAUGGGGGCGGCAACGUCCAACUACAGUACAUAUCAACGCCGAUUUUGGCAGCUUGCAUCACCCGCCGCAGGCAGGGCAGGACAGGGGGGAGGAGGAGGAGGAGGAGGCGCAGAGGCCACAGGCGGCGGCUGCUGGGGAGGCUUGGGCCUGGAUGGACGAAGUGGUGCGCAGGUAAUAACAAACAGGCGUGCGUGUGCUGCAGGAAGCGCAUCACUUUUGCGCUUUGACGCGACCCUCCGGAAUAAGUGCCGAGAAUUAGGGGUCCUUUUGGUGAGAGAGAGAUGGGGAGGGGGGGGGGGCGUUUGUUGUGUGAAGUACGGUAGUUCCUUUUCCCCCGCGUGUCAAACAAAUGUGCCUACUCGAGGUAGUAUUGAUUUUUUAGCGUUGCUGAAACAUCACUGCUGGCGGCUAUGUAUUUACUAGCUUACUGCUGGCUGUGGUUGAUAAUGGUUGAUAAUGACCCUUGGAGAAGGGCACGGAUGUUGGGGCGUGCUGUGGUUCA
Molecule: messenger RNA, 720 nt
Organism: Microdochium trichocladiopsis
Lineage: Eukaryota; Fungi; Ascomycota; Sordariomycetes; Xylariales; Microdochiaceae
Exons: 2
Coding region: 99-641 (180 amino acids)
Source: RefSeq, a predicted model, not a curated record